GGGGUGGCGCGCAGCCUCACCCUGCGCUGCUCCCAACAGCCGAGCCGCUGGCUGCGCGCCGCCAAGAAGAGAGGCGCGGCUCUCCCGCAUGCGCGAGCGAACAUGCUCUGCAGUAGUGGGAGGGCGGCAAGGCGGCGCGCGUGCCCGUCGUCGGAAGGAGAGGGGGGGGGACAGAGGGUGUAACAGCGGGGCUAAGGCGUGUCCGCUGCCGCCGCGCGGAGGCAGGAAAGGCAGCCGGGCGCGCGCUUGAGGCGGUUGAUGCAGCCACCGGGUUGGUAAGUGUGAGAGAGAGACUGACUGAGGAGAGACGGAGCGGGGGGGGGGGGAAGGAGGGGAGGGAAAGUGUAGGCGCAAGCGCGUGCUCGCGCGAGGUUGCCAUGGCGCCGCUUGACGUCACGGGCUCUGUGUUGCCCGUGCGUUGCGACGCGGUGAUUGGCGGAGACCCCGUGUGUGGCGCUGGGAGAGCGAGAGCGAGGCUGCAGCGGAGCGAGCCGCGAUAUAGGCACAGUCCGCGCCGGUCACCCGCCUAGAGACUCCCGUCCCGUCGAGCCCGCAGGUAACGGCCUCGCUAGGCUUCGCCUCGCCGCCUUUUCUCUCCCCCCCCGCACCUUCCCCUUCCUUUCCGGGUAGGCGCUCCGGCGGCGGGAUCUGCUGCGGUUCAGGGGCGGCGGCGGCAGAAGAGCCCGGCGGGGGGGUGGGGUGCGGCGGCGGCGGCGGCUGAAAGGGGAAGAGGAGCGGGCGAGGCGGCGGCAGCGGGUUGGCGGCCCCCUUCUUCCCCGCACAGAAGGGCGGCUCCUCCUUGCCGCGGUGCUGGGCGACACCCACUGCCGCGGCCUGGUGGAGGGGAAGCCAUUCAUUCCCUCCCUGCGGCGGCGGGUGUCUCUCCUCCUCCUCUUCUCCCCCCCCCUCCCCAUCUCUGCGCGCGCUUCAGACCCCCCCACACAGGUGCGGCGGCGGCCCCACCUGCUCAGGCAGCCGCUUCUCGCGCCUCGCCCUGCGAAAGGGGGCGAGAAUGGAGGGCAAAGGCGGAGGGCUGAGCUGGGCGGCGGCGCCCCUUUCUCUGCCUCGGGCAAGGCUAUGGCAGGUGAAGGUCCGGGGCGGUGCCCCUUGGCUACUCGGACCGGGGGGAGCUGAUUCCCCCCCCCCCUUCUUGGGAGGCGAGCGCCUCUACCUGUGAGGCAGACAUGAUGAAGGGGAAGGUUCGCCGCCGCCCUCCAGCCUCCCUUCUCUCUCCGCCACCCAUAUUCAUAUUAUCUUUGUUGGGGUGGGAGCUGCUGCUGCUGCUGCUCCUCCUCGAAAUGCGGGGUGCCAUGUGAGCGGAGGAAGGAGGGGCGCCAUGUUGGGGAGUAGGAUGGCUUCCUUCCCUCUCUCUCCUUUCUCUCCCCCCCUCCCCAUUCGCUCUCGCUCCUUUCCCUUCUUCCAUCUCUCCGCCUCCCUCCCUUCCCGCGGCGGCCUUCUCUCUCUCUCUCUCUCUCUCUCUCUCUCGUCGGGCGGCUGGUUAGGGUGUGGCCUCCUGCCGGGAGCGGCACAUCCAGCCGGUGCGAUCUGCCGCCGCAUCGGAGGGGGCCGCCUUGAAAAGGAGCGGCGGGCGGGCGAUCGAGGCGGAGGAAAGGAGCGGGAGAGAAGGAGGAAGCGAAGGAAGAAAGAGAGGCGAGGGGGCGAGUGUGGGCUGCGGCCGCGGAGGCUCCCUCGGGGCGGGGACGGCAGCGGCGCCGCAGGGCGAGGGGAGAGGCGGCGGCGGCGGCAGCAGCAGCGGAGGGGCAGGUGGGCGGGCGUGUCUCUUCUCCUUCCUUCCCUCGGCGAGGCGCCGCCUGGGCUUCCCCUUUUUUCCUCCUUCUCCGGCCUGGGUCUGGGCGGAGGAGAUGCAGCAAUCUCCCCUCCCGGCGCGGGGCGGAGGUGGAGGGGGAUCAGCGCGCACACAAGUGGGCUGGGCUCUGACUCGGAUCCGCCAUGACAAAGAGCCCAGACAAGGCGCUUCAUGUCUCGGAGCCGGGCGGUUGCGGCGCUGGGAGGGGCGGCGGCGGCGGCAGCCUGGCCUGACUUGUCCUCUUCCCUCGCCCCGCCAUCCCUCUCGCCCACACCUUUCGCUUUUUGUACCCGCCCCAGCCAUGUUUCUAAGCCGUGCCAGCUGCAGCGGCAUACUCUCGGCCGCCUGUGCCAGGGAGUGCACCGAGCAGCACCAUUUUAGACAGCCGAGUCCUAGCUACACUGUGUACAGGAAAUCACCACACGAAUCUUUCCUUUCGGGUCAAAAAGCAAGGUUCCUUUUCCUCCGCAGUCUUCCCAGAUGCUACCAGGUUUGCAAGGGGAGAGGUUGGGUCGCUAAGCAGCUAACGUUCCCUGGCUUUAUUUCCAUAUAUUAAAUUGCCAUUCCUGAGUAGCAAAAUGGUUCUUGACCAAGAUGUUUCUCCGUCUUUAUGAGGGUAAGGUCACCAAAGUAGACAACACAGUGCAAAACCUUCACUCCUCGGCUGCUUCAAUAAAGUAGCUUGACAGUUGCAGCUUGGCAUCCUGAUCCUAAACUAAGUUCUGUUAUAAUAAGUGACUUGCCUCAUGACCUUAAGUUUCAUUGAUUAAGCUACUCAAGAGUUAUUUGCUUCCAACCCUAAUAUUGAUUGAGCUGUGUAGUAGCUAAAUUCAUUUGCUUUUGGGCCCAAUGACCCUGAUACCAAUCAGGAUUUUUUUAACCAUGUACAAGAAUGUAGUUUGAGAAAAGAGGGUACGGAGGUAUACUUGAGUAGCUUUUGAGAAAGGAAGAAAUGGCUCUCACAACACAUUGUGGUGAAAUUCUUAAGAUUGCAAACCUUCCAAAGGGUUUGGUGUUUCUCAAAAUAGCAAUGUGCUGAUAGUAGCCCCUUCAAACAAAAGGCUAAGAUCAUCUAGGGGACAGAUAGCAGAGGCAUCUGAGGGAAUAGUUCACAUUCCAUGCUUGAAAGGUUUUAUUUUUUUAAGAUUGCAGAGGCCAUAUCCUUCCCAAGAUUUCAUGAAUUUAAUAAAAAUGAAGAUUAAUUUGACCCAUAUCUCAACAAUAAUAUACAACAGGCAUGUCCAACCAGUAGAUUGCAAUCUACUGGUAGAUCCCCAGCUAAUCCUGGUAGAUCGUGGGACCCUUAUCAAUCGUGGGAUUAAAUAAAGUUUACCAAAAGUUAACAAAUAAAAGCUGAAGAAUUCUGGACAAUCCUACUCCCAAAAAGCUCAACGACUCUGGGCAAUCCUUGGCAAAAAAAGCUCAACAGCUCUGGGCAAUCCACCCACUCCAUGAACGCUCCUCCUCCCUCCAAUGACAAUGGGUAGAUCACUGCCAAUUUUUUUUAUACUGGGAGUAGAUCGCAGUCUCUUGGGAGUUGGACAAGCCUGAUAUAGAACUUUGGAAUGGGCCAUUGAAAUUAGUGGUUUUUGCAUCCAAUAAAUGUGUGUCAGUUGCAAUGUGCUCUUUACAUUGCUAAGAGAUAGCUGAGUUACAAAUGAUUUUGCCUGACAGAUGUCUAAAUAAUUAUUUGAUAUUUUUCAUUCUCCAGAGAAAUCAGCAUGGAUAAAAACGAGCUGGUGCAGAAGGCCAAACUGGCUGAGCAGGCUGAGAGAUAUGAUGACAUGGCAGCCUGCAUGAAGUCUGUGACUGAGCAAGGAGCAGAAUUGUCAAAUGAGGAGAGGAAUCUUCUCUCUGUCGCUUACAAAAAUGUUGUAGGAGCACGUAGGUCAUCUUGGAGGGUUGUGUCAAGCAUUGAACAAAAGACGGAAGGUGCUGAGAAAAAGCAGCAAAUGGCCCGAGAAUACAGAGAGAAAAUUGAGACUGAACUAAGGGACAUCUGCAAUGAUGUGCUGGUGAGAAUUAAGGCUCUAACUACUUCCCCCCACCCUAAGUAAACCUUCAAGGGCAGAUAACCCUCUAGUAACACUCAGUAUUGUUUAAUCAAAGUGUAAAGCUGUUUAUAUAAAACUUCUAAAUAUCUUCCCCUGCCACCUAUAGAAAACCAAACAGUGGUCUUAACUUGCUUCUUCCUAAAACUUUGCAGCUGGAUGCUUGUAGCAAAACGCUUGUGUAAUAGUGACACAAUCUGCCCUAUUGACACUUUCCAUUAAGUUGUCACAUAGAUCCCACUUACCAGUUAGAAACUGGGAGGAGUAAAGGACUUUUCAGCCUAGUUUAAUUAAAAUAAGUGUGCUUUCUUCAUAACCUAGAGGGUGCUGUGUGUGCUUUCUAUGAGAAGUUGUAAUUCUCACUAUAGAAAUCAGGCCCCUCCCUGAAUAAGAUGAUGUAAUGUUAGCUGUGACUCACCCAUGCAGAACACUCUGCAAGAGGGAGGAGGAGGUAGCAACAGUGCUAUGGGCCUACCUUAAGCAAAGCCAUAGCAACUUCAAAGCAAGCUGACUCUAUACUUGUGCUGUUGGCAACAAUUUUUUUUUACCUCAUAAAAUCUUUUAAAUGAAGAAAACACAGUUGUGUACUUUUUCCCCCUUGGUAGCAUUACUAUUUUAUUGAUGUGCCACUCAACUAAUUGUUAGUAUUUGUUUUUGCUAAAGAUGAAGACAAUUUCAUUUCAACAAGAACUUGAGGAAAAAAAUACUUUGAUGCACUGAGUCAAGUCAUAUGAGCAUAAUUACCAUGGUUUUUCCAUCUAUUUUGUAAAACCAGCUGUACAAAUACUUUGGUGAGUUCAAAGGCCAUCAUGUAUAGUUGAGCUCAAAUUUUAGAUACACUUACUUGAAGGUCAUUCGUUUAUCUUGGAUUCUUGCCAUAUUAAAAGCAUUGAGGAAAGUAGAGGGAUAAUCAGAUGCAUGUUGUAUAUGAAAUGCAGUUUUUGCUGAUAACUACAUAAACCUUCAUUUCAGACUAGUCAAACACCAUUCUGUCUGAAGCAUGGGUGUGGGAAAGGAGCCCAUACCUUAUCUGUCACAUCUUUCAUUAAUUUUUUUAAAUAUAUGUAUUAUGUGUAAGAGACAUGUGAUAAAUCAGAUGUUUAAGUCCAUUAAUUUCAUCAGAUAAAAAUCUGAUACCUACCUGACAUUCUCAGUUGACAUUGAUCCCUUACAAUAUCAAAUAGUUGGCUCCAUUAUCUUCACAGUGUGUUUAACUAGGUUUUUCCCAUCCAGAAAAGUUUCAAAGAACUCUGGUUAAUGUUAGCAAUACUUUCUUUAAAGCCCAUAUCCAAUGCAUGUCUGAAUUCUUUUUUAAAAACCUCAUUGCAUUCGCUACUGGAAAGCUAAAUAUUUAAAUCACUUGGUUUCAAUUUCUGUCUAUAUUGGAUAAAAGACCCGCUUGGUUUAUACUAGUUGACGCCUAGACUUCAGGAGAUUAAAUCUAUAGCUUUAUUUGUAAAACUUGAAAAAGUGCUCAUUUGGAGCUUUAUAUGUUGCUGUGGUAAAGGGAAAUACUCUAUAAAAUUAGGAAACCUAGAAAAGUAGCUUGUAACACAGAUGCUAAAAAAUUCCUUGCUCCCUCGCAUUCUCUAAUAGCAUACUAAAAAGUAUCUCAGUUAGAGGAGCUCCUAUAUUUUAAGAGACUGGUGGACUAGUGGAGCCUUUCUGAUGAUGGAAAGGAGGCAGGAUUUGUCUUUACCUGAGUCGUGUGUCCAAAUCAGACCUUUCUAUUAUAUUCCUGUAGGUGGGAGCACUGGCUGUUGGAUAGAAACUGUUAGGUAUUGGGGGAAGAUAAAAAGCGAUACAUAAAAACUUACUGGGUUAGAAAGCUACAUUUAAAUCUGGGUGGCUAGCAUGGUGGCAUCCAGAUGCUGUUAAACUACAAGUCCCAUCAUCCCUGACCAUUGGGCAUGCUGGCUGAGGUGGAGAGGAGUUGGGAGUUCAACUUCCAGAGGUUAUAACGUUGGCUACCCCUCAUCUAGAUUUUGCAACCAUUUACUUCCUCAUUGACAGUAGCUUUUUCUGGUUUCUUUAUUGGACUUAACAUAACAAACAGAAGCCAGGAACAGGCUUUUUAAUAUAGUGCAAACUUUGGGCUUGGAAAAUUGAGAGGGGGGGAAGAGAGUUUUAGCUUUUUUCCUCCAAGCCGUUGUGCGUUCCCCACUGAGCCCUUUGCUCAGUAGUAUUUUCCAAGCCUAGUUCUGCUCUCUCCAAGUCAGGCACAAUUUCUAGGCUCUGAGUAAGGUGUAAAAGUCUUGUCAAGCUUCAUUGUUUUGCUUUGUGUUUAAAGGAUAAGGUGUCAACAUACUGCCCCUUUCUGUAGGAAUGGGGGACAGACAGGCAGUGUUGUCUCCAUGUAUGGCACAUUACUUCCUCAUAAAUGAAUUACUAUCACCUUCUAAAGGGAAAAAUAAAUGUGCAGUCAAGUACAUUGAGUGAUGUGGAUGAAGUCUGCUCCGUGUGUGUGUGUUUUUUAAUUGGUUAUAUUAAUAUCCUGCUGUUUCUGCAACACCGUUUAAACAGUUUGACCAUAUCAUGUGCCCUAAGGCUAUUAUCUGGGCCAGGUUUUCCUCCUCUGCCCUAGCUUGCAGCCUGUUUGCAGUAGCAAAAAUUCACACCCCAUGUGUAAGCAGCCAGCUCUUAUGCAUGCCCAUAGAGAAGCAGGUGAUAUUUGGGCAGCCUCUGACUUGUGUGAAUGUUUCAUUCCCUUUGGAAAUGGGAAGAGCGGAAAAUUCCUUGUGCAUGCAUGGAACAUAGCACUUGCGAUCGCAUCCUUGUAUCACCCAUGUUCAGAAGAGAAGCCAUGUGAUUGCAGAAAUUGUAUUUUGCCUGUGUUUGAAGUUGCAUUUUUAUUAUUUGAAUUUUGCUCUUUGUAAACUUUUCUAGGAUCCACUGGGCACUGAGUAGUUUAGAAGUUAAAUAAAGUUUGUGACAGUUGCACGUAUAGGCCUUGCACGCUGGCACUAGCUCAGGGGUCCAGUUUUCCACCGACCACCUUUGUCAUAGCAAGGGCAGUGAGGCACUUGAACCUUUUUCUCUUAUUUGGACAUGGGGAGAGCAGGGAUCAUCCUUGCAGUUAUACAGAGUUUGGAUGGUUCAGUGCAAGGCGCCCCCUCCCCAAGUCUUAGCUCUAUGCUAGCCAGGACCAAAGUAAUUAAGUCCCUAUUUUCUCUCGACUUUAUAAAUUUGGAGCUGAGCAGAGGGCUGUCUUGCUCAAGGUAAUUGCAUUCCAUUGACAUCAUGGAAAUAAGCCUCCUUGUGUUUAAAUGAAGCACAAAUGGAGUUACCUUUAUGGGGGCAAGAUCUUGGUGGCCACCAAUUCUGACCUGGCUAUCAAGGCACAGCUAUAAAAUGCAAAUUUCACUAAAAUCCUCCUGAAGAGAUGGCAGAGGAAAGUAGUUGGGUAGAUGGAUUUUCCACACUGGAUGAUUUAAUCAAUUUUAAAUUGAUAUAAAAUCUAAUUUCCAUUUUGAUUCCUGAGCAAGCAUAAAUAAUGUGUUUUCCCUUUUAUGACAACCUAUCAGUUUGCAGUGGAAAUAAAUCUUUAUACCGACUAUAUUGGCCGAUAAUUCAGAACCUUUGGCCCCGUAGGCCGCAUUGCUUUGGAUUAUAAAUUGUAAGUAUACUUAGGAAUUGGAGCUGGUUGUGCAACAAUGGGUUUCUGUUGGGCUGGGUUGGUGUAUUUGAAAGGACAUUUUUAGUUUGUAUAUCCUGCCCAGUGAAAUAAUAAGUUUUAAUAUCUUUCUGAACUCAGUUGUGGACUAAGUGUCCACACCUGCACAGGAGCAGGGGCUGAUAAUUACUGGGCAGAAGUGUUUUGGUCAUGAGAUGGAAUGUGUUCAGGUUCAGUGGUUUAGGAACCAGAAGUAGUUAUAAUUUACCAGGAUAAAUUUGUGGUCUACAGAGACAUACUGUACCUGUAAUUCUGUAUUCAUUAAUCUUUUACAUGGCAAAGUAGGCUCAAAUCUGGUGUGUGUAUUAAAGUAUUGGACGGCAUUUAAAUUGAUACAUCUUGUUCUAAAUCAGCAUAUUUUACGUACUAAAAUAUAUUUUAGCUAUAUAGGAAACUUUAAUUCUGCUAUUUAUAAAAUAAAUCCCAGGUCUGUUCACUUUUGUAAAAAAAUACAAGCAGCAUAAAAGCAAACAAAAAGACAGCCUGAAAUACAGCUUUUAAAGUUUAUUUUAAAUAUAUAUCCAUCUGAGAAUGGUUAUUUUCUGGGAUUAUGAGAACAAGCAAGUUUGCAUUCAAAUGAAAUAUUAAAUGUAGGCUUUUCAACAUGCUUGCUUUCCCCCCUUCAUAUAUAUUGGGGUUUUAGAUGAACUACCAAUUGGAUAGAAGACUAUAGUAUUAAAGCAUGUUAGUGUGCAUCUAUUCCUCUGUUAAGUGAAAAAUAAGCCUGUUGAAAUAAAAUUGCCUCAGUUUCAUACUUGGCCAACUUAAUAGGUCUUUUUCUGGGUAAUGUUUUAAUAGGCUUGGGUAAGGAUUCUAAACCCAAACUUCAAAAGGGUUCUUUUUGGAUAAAGGAAUGUUUUUACUGUUCCCUGGUAGGUUUGUUCUAUUCAUCAAUUAAAAUGUAUCCAAAAAAUUCUAUACUUAUUUUAGGUGAGAACAAAUUGCCUGCCUGUGUUGAUUUCAACUCUUCGGAAGGGUUGAGAUCUAGCCACUUAGCUUUGAGUACCAUUGUGCCAGGUCGCUUAAGUUGAGGUCAGGUUCUUUCCUUGAAAGUCAUAAAGUCUGUAAGGUUUAGACACUCUGCAUGGAGCCACUUUGGAAUUUCUUGCACCUGCCCUUAUGCUUAUACUUUUGUCACUUGCAGGCUACUUACUAUUUGCAAGGGAAUUCAUGUGAGUGAGUACUAAGGCAGUGGUGGGGAAUCGCUAGCCUCAGACCUAAUUAGACCCAUGAGGCCAUUUUCCCCAAACUCUGCCCAUCUGCCAAACACCUGAGUGUCUCGGAUCGGAUCAGCUGCACUUGUUGCGGGGGUUCCCAUUGGGAACUCCAUGGUGCCUCCAGUGUGGCUGCUCUCAAGUGUUCAUCUGCUGAUAAGCACUGAGAGGCGCUUCUUUGAAGAUGCAGUACCAAUCAGCUGAGAGCAAGCUCCUGUCAGCGCCAUUGAUUGGUGCUGACAGCAAACCUUCAAAGGGGCUGCUCACAGCACCCAUCAGCUGGUUGGCACCGAGCAGAGGAGCUCUUUUGAUGAUUUGUCAGCUCACUGGUGCUGUUAGCACGCCUUCAAAGGAGCUGACUCUUGGUGCCGAUCAGCUGAUAAGCGUUAAGAGGGAGCCCCUUUGAAGUAGUCACCUGAUGUCAUAAUGAUGUCAGAUUUGGCCUGGGGGGGGGGGGAGAGAUGCCAAGUGUAAUUUAUACUAAAAUUAAUGUACCAAGGAAUCGGGGCUUUUUUUAUUUGAGGCACACUGGUGUGGCUGUUGGCACAGAGAAUUAGUGCUAGAAACAGCUUAAAAAUCUUUUGGUAAGCUGCAGUUUUGCCAAACCAUAGUAUGGUAAAAUAAGUAUAGAUUCUGUUUCUUGAUAUACUACAGGUGUGCUGCCUUAUAUAGACAGUCUGUAAAAUUAGUUAUUCAAAUCCCAAUACACUUGGAUUUUUUUCACACUACUGGCGUUUCUUGUAAUAUAACUUGUAAUUGCUAGCAUGGUAAACCUGUAUUGUGAACUAGAAAAAAAAAUUCCUUUUUGAAAAAUAUAGCAGGUUUUUUACUAACAGAAGAUUUUCCUGACUACUAAAGGCAGUUAGUAUCAGUUAUUGAUUGAGAAGUAAUUGGCUGACACUCAAUAUUUUGUGAUGGCCUUGCAGUUUCAAAACAACAUACUUAAACUUGAAUAAAAUGCCAAAAAAAAAUUAAUCGUCUGCUGUGGCAGGAUGUGACUACAGGCUAUGUGGCAACUACUGUAGGUUCUAGCAUUAGUUUUGUAUAGUUCUGAGAAAAACAUGUUCAGACAUAAUUGUGGCAUUACCAUGAGCUUUUGAUGUGCUCAGUACACUUGUAAAGCCCAGCGUAACUGCAGAGGCAAGCCACCUGUGAUUUAGCACAAUGAAUAGGAGCUGCUUCUUAUGCCAAGGUUUAGAAGGCAGCAAGAUGUGUCUAGAAAAGGUCAGUGGCUCUUGCCAAAACAAAGUGGUGAGCUCUCAAACAUGUUUGUGAACUCUUAACUGCACAUUUAUAGGAACUGUAGAUAACCAUAGAUGUUAUACUUUCCCAUCUGUUAACUUCCUGGCAGAAAAAAAUUGUAAACGCAUCUGUUUAUCUCAUUUAAAACUAAUUCAGGUCAAGUGGAGCCCCCUCUUUUUCAGCAUAUCAAGAAAUUAAAAUAUUUCAGCCAAUUUACCGAAUUAUUGUUUUGGUGUAUUUGGAAGGAGCAAUAACCUUUAAAGAACAAACCCAUGCAUUUUUAUUUUUGGCUGUAUUGCUGUUAAUGAGCAUCUGAUCUCUUGUGGGACAAGUGAACUGUUCUACUUUGUCAGAGGGGAAAUAGAACAUUAAUACUGCAAUUCACCAAUAGUAUAAUUAACUGAAAUCCCCAGGUAACUUCUCUUAAUGCAUUAUCAGCAUCUGCAUUUGGGAAAUUGAAUGCUGAAUAGAUUUUCAUGUAGCUCCCAUCGUUCUAACAGGCCAGUUAGUUUGGAUACCCCUUACAGAAAGUUAGCUUGUUAGAAAAGGCUGUUUUCAACUGUAUCUACAGUAUAUAGAGCUCUAGACUUGUAGCCCUAUGAUGAGCUACUGAGCUACAGUAUCUCAAAUUUUGAAUACCUAUCUAAAGUCAAGGAUGCAACAUAGUACAUUGUGAUUGGGCAACACUUCUGUCUCUCUCUGCCUUUAUGUUCUGUCUUUUCAGAAUCCAGACCACUUAGUUAUUGAGGGGAAACCAUGAAGUCACUGACUGAGGAGUUAUUUAUGGUGUAAUUAGCAUGAAGUUUAGGAGCUGGGAGUUCACACCUGCUAGAACACUAAAGAGACUAGGGUGUAAAAGCUUAGGGCUGUGAACCAAGAUCCUUGGCUGUUCUGAAAGUCCAAGUGUGCCAACAGAUUGGGUGUCAGGGGUAGACUGCCUGUAGAAGGGCACUCCAUUUCUCCAUCAUACUGAAGGUGAUGUGCCACCUUUUAAAAGAUGUGAAAGGGAAAUGGUUCACUUCUGUAGUUGUCAUGUUUGCAUGGUUUUAGACUUGUUGGUGAGCUGGUCUGUAGUUCUUAAAACAAACGUGUACAGUGGUACCUCGGGUUACAGACGCUUCAGGUUACAGACUCCGCUAACCCAGAAAUAGUACCUCGGAUUAAGAAUUUUGCUUCAGGGUGAGAACAGAAAUCGUGCUCUGGCAGCGGGAGGCCCCAUUAGCUAAAAUGGUGCUUCAGGUUAAGAACAGUUUCAGGUUAAGAACCGACCUCCGGAAUGAAUUAAGUUCUUAUCCAAAGGUACCAAUGCUAUAAAGCCUUUACAGUGGUACCUCUGGUUAUGAACUUAAUUCAUUCUGGAGGUCCGUUCUUAAGCUGCAACCGUUCUUAUCCUGAGGCGCGCUUUCGCUAGCGGGGUAUCCCACUGGGCGCGCGCCUACAGCACACAAUUUCUGUUUGCAUCCUGGGACAAAGUUGGCAACCAGGAGCAGCUACUUCUGGGUUAGCAGAGCUCGUAACCUGAUGCAUUCAUAACCAGAAGCAUUCAUAACCAGAGGUACUACUAUAUUUCUAGAAGGGAAAUCCCAUGUUGCAGACAUACGCUCUUUCAUAGUUUGUUUCAGACUUAAGUUGGAGAAUACUGGAAGAUUACUGAGCUGCUUUCAUAAAUAAAAGGGUCAGGAUUCAGUCUGGCUUAUUUGACAAUCAUGAACAGCCUAUGCUGCUUGCUUCUUGGAAAUGUGGCUCAUCAGCUGAAUCCACCCUGAAAGUGCAUGUGUGCUUGCGUAGACUCACAAGAAUGUAACUUAGGCAAGAGCUGAGUAUCUGGCAAGUGGAAUGUCAAGCAUGCAGGUCUAGGAGGGGGAGAGAAAUACCCCUCCCAAUCCUACCACUUGCCUCUGCAACUGCUCUCCUUAGCUGCUAUGCCUCAGCCAGGGUUUGAGGCAUGUUCACCUGUCACGUUAAAGGAAGCUGGCUCAAGAAGGGGUCGUAGAAUAAAAGUGACAUGCAAGCAAGAGGAGGGUCAAUGUGUGCAUAGCCAUGCUGCUUCCUUUACAAAUGCUGCUGCUGUUUCAUAUAUUAGUAACAAACAUGGAUGGGAAUUUGAUGUCUGCUGUGUAGUUCUUAGUCUUGUCUUGUGGCUAGGCAAAAAAACUGGUGUGACACUUAAUUUAUUUAUUUGCAGUGGCAGCAAGCAGCAUGGAGUGCUGUCCUCUAGUAGUUGGUGCUGAUCCACUUACAUCUAGAAGCUCAUCUACCUAACAACCUCAUGAGUUGUGAUGCUGUGACUAGGGUAACUAGGAAAAGCCUGUAGAACUGCUGUUGCUGAUAAUAAUAGAGAGCAUACCUGUGCAAUGCUUUGUCAGUGGUAUGCAUGCUGGGUUUCAUUGUCAGUUCAAUUACAUAGCCUAGACUUUUCUGUCACUUUUAACUUUUGCUUGUUACUGAUACAGAACUAAUUGUAUCAUUUAUGUCAUCUGUCCCUACUGAACAUUUCCACUUUAUUCUGCUACAUUCUAGUGUUAGAGAACCAUGCAGUCAAAAAUAGGUUGAAUAUAUAAUUAUAUUAAAUUGGCUUAAAUCAGAAACCCGAAUGAAUGUGAAUCACAAGUGGUGUGGUGUUUUGCAUUUUGCAUCAUCCACAGCUUUACUUAACAAUUGUUUGAUUGCUUUUGGUACCCACUUAUGAAUUUGGCACAAGUUGUCAGAACACGGUUGCAUGUAUAUUGAGUGGUUUGCUAUUCUGCUUUUUCAUAUGCUUGCUUUCAAAUAUCUCUGUUUCAUUAGGCUUGCUUGAUUUUUGUCUAAUGUCACUUGCUCUUCAAGUAGCUGAAGAGGUUUUAUUUUUAAGGCCACUUAUUUUAUAAGAUGUCGCAUACACAGUUAACCCUGAAUCUACUCUUUUUGCAAAAGGGUAGACUAUAGCUUCUCAUCUGUGUAGUAUUGAAGUAGUAUCUAAUAAUAGGGACCAUGGUUAUCCUGGCAAAUUACAAAUACAGCUGGCUAAGAACAAAAGUUGCAAUUACUUGUCUUGGGAGGGAAUGCAAGUUGAAUAGGAUUAGAUUGCCUCACCUUAAAAGUGUGGCUGUCUCUUGAAUGGAAGGUUGGUGAUCGUAUUAAAAGGAUUAAUGGGUGUUACCAGCACCAGACUUCAUAUAGAGAAACAGCUUGAUUAUCUCCUCCUCCUGCACCAGCAGCAGUUUCCCUUUCAGCAGUUUCUCCUGUUACAGCCCCUCAAACAGUUUGAAAGUUCCUCAGAGUAACUACUGAAAUAAGCUCCUGGUUUGAGUGAAAAUGCAUUGGAUUGCCGUUAGUAAUAACUACACAUCACAUAAUUUAGGAUUGGACAGCCUCCUCUUACAAUCACUGUAUUCUUCUGCCUUAAUUAAAUAAAGUAGUACAGAAGUGUGAGAGAGGGUAUUCUCUGUGGCAGCCCCUAAGCUAGGUAAUUCCCUCCCCAAAGAGGUGUAUCUUGUCACCUUCAUAGUGUAGUUCUCCUUAUAUGCUGAAGAUAUACCUCUUUUACACCUGAAGUGUACAUUUUAGGAUCUAGCCUAUUCUCUUGAUUAUAGUUAAUUGUAACUGAUUUUAAUUUUGUGUUUUUAAAUUGCACCCCACCCUGGGACCUCAUGGUGAAUUUUAAGUUUCAUAUCUUAAGGGGAAAUGCUCCUGGCGUCACAUGUUGAAAGCUGGCAAUAUGCAUACUAGUUUUGACUCUUGAUAGCCACCCAUGAGAUCUUAACUCAGUUCAGUUAAGGUAAAACAUCUUCAAACAUCAUUAUUGCAGUUUGUCAUUGAUGCUGUAGUAACAAAUUUAAAAGUGAAUUAGGUGAAUAUUUUAGUGCUUCCCAAAUUUUUAUCUUGGCUAGUAGGGCAUUUAAAGGCCUUCUCAGGAACAAAUAGGUAUCUACUUUUCCAUGAGCAUCUUCCAUGUGAUUGGGUCACUUAAAUAUUAGCCCAUUCACGUGGGAACCAGUCAUGGAAAAGUAAACUAGGGCAGUCUUAAAGGGCCCCCAAGUGGCUUCCUUCUGAGGAGUGAAAUUUUCCUUAUCCUAAACAAUAGGACUGAGAGGAGACUUGGAGAAGGAGCCCAUGGGUUAUCACCGGGUUAUGAGUAGAAUAAAGCAUUGCAUGCACAUGUGCAAUAAUACUUAAGUCUUCUUGGUUCUUUAACACAAAGGGAGUGGUGGGCUUUUUCUUGUGUACUAGCCCAGUUGGGUAAAAGCUUUUUAGGCCCAUGGUAUGCAUAAUACCAUGAUUCUCCUUUCAGAAUACUUUCAGAUUCUCCAGUGCAGUGAUAAACUAUUAAAGCAUGUAGUAAACCCUGGUCUUCUGCGGCAUUAAAAUCAGAUGAAGCCAAGGUCCUCCUUACAUGCACAUCUGGCUGACACUAAAGCAGUAGCAUAGGAUCAGACUGGCAUGAGUUGCUGCCCAUUCUGUUACUUCAAAAACUUGUGAAAGGUAGACUUCCGCUUGUCUGUAGAGCUUGGUGUGUGGCACAACACCUUUGUAAAAACCUACUUUACUUCCUUAUCUCCAGGGUAAGAAUUGCCUCUGGGCAAUCCAGCAGGGAAGCAUUACAGAUAAGAUUUCAUUUUUUUAGACUUAGGUCCAUAUGGUUGACCAGAUGGGGGCUGGUAAUUUGGGGGGGUUAUUUUCAAUGAUAUAGUAAUAGACCAUUUACAGUGGCUUGAUUUCUGAUAUUACCACUAAUGGGGAAACUUCAAUGGCCACAGGCCAACCAGUGUGUACAAUUUUCUAGUUGUCGAUGUGUAUAGCCUUCUGAUUAUUCUUUGUUUUCAAUUGCAGUCUCUGUUGGAAAAGUUCUUGAUUCCUAAUGCUUCGCAAGCGGAAAGCAAAGUUUUCUAUUUGAAAAUGAAAGGCGACUACUACCGUUAUUUGGCUGAAGUUGCUGCUGGUGAUGACAAGAAAGGUACAGUGUGUUGGCUUCUUAGUGUCAAAAGUUCCCAUGAAAUUUUCCAACAGUCGGGUAUUUACUGCUGGAAUGUUACAUGUCAAUAAAGGAAACAAGUGCUGAGCGUUGCAGUAUUGUAAUAUUUUAAAGAUGUUGAUCUGAAGAAUUGACUUUCAGAGUGACACGUGAGUAAACAUAAUCAGCAGUUUAAAAGCUUUCGUAAGUGACUAUUAAUGUUAAUCAACAAGGUCUCAAAAUACGUGCAUUGGCCAUUUUUGCUAUUGUAUGCAUUCGUGGCUGACUGCAGGAGAGCUCUUUUGACAUUCUCUGUGUCCUCUGCCCAAUAAGUGUACUCUAGCGUUAAAGUAGAUUCUGCAAGGUGGAAUUGUAGAAUUGAAGUUCUUAGCAGUAGUGAAAAAAUGCAGCAUUAAUAGUUUACUCAAAGUGUGUCAGAACAGUUGGCAUCUAAUAUUUCAUGGCUGUCUGCUGUUGGUGUUUAGCAUGGUUGUCCCCUCCUGAAGGGACACAGUAGGAUCAGCUACAGGCUCUAAUGCUCACUUAUUGAGGAUCUGCAAGCCAGUCUUAGGAAUGAGCAGUGAUGAACAACUCGCCAGCAAGGGUGAGGAAACAGAGCUACAAAGUGGGUCAUUAUUAAAGACCAGGUGUUAGGAGGGUGGGGUCUGGUGAGAAGGAAGGAUAAGAGGCAAGCUGGUCAGGAGAGUCAGAGAGGUACAACACAGAGAAGGGAAAGACCUAAUGUUGAGCUGGAAUGAACAAAGCUAGAUCACUGUUAUCAGUGCAGGGAGGAAGCUAUAACUGAGAAUGGCUGGAAGUAGAAAGAAGAGCAUAUCAGAAGAUUCUGGCAGAAGGCCAAAUUAGAGGAUAAUAGGUAAAUAUUUAAGCCAUGCUUGGGACCCUGUGGUUGGAAGCUGGAGCAAGAUACAACACUGGGGUUCACGGGUGAACUGCCUCAUAUGGAAGGAAUACUCCAGGCAUUGAGGUGGCAGGUGAGGAUUCCAGACUCAGCCAAGUUAGUUUUUUUUAAAAAAGCCUCUUACAAAACCCUGAAUGGGAGCAAAGGUCACUUCCCCCUUGGGUACCAGGCAAAGGAGCUCCCUGCCAUAAGCCACAAAUACAUCUGAGUCAUGGCUGUAAUAAACCAUUGGUGAUUUCACAGUGUCUCCAUUUCUGCAGGGAUGAAACAUUGGUAGUUUGAGGUGCCACUCUUGGCUCAGCCAAUAGCAUGUGCUUAGAAAGUAAAGAAUAGCCUAUACAACACCUUUUUAAAAAACCAUUCUUAAAUUCUUGUUUAUGGUGUGACAAAAAGUGUACAGUGGUACCUUGGUUUAAGAACAGCUUAGUUUAUGAACAACUUGGAUUAAGAACGCUGCAAACCCAGAAGUAGCUGUUUUGGUUUGUGAACUUUGCCUUGUAAUAAGAACAUGUUGCACUUCCUGUUGAGUGUGUUCCAUUUGUAAAUUGAGUCCCUCACUGCUAUGAGAAAGCACGCUUUGGUUUAAGAACAAACUUGUGGAAGUUUGUAAACCAAGGUACCACUGUACUCUAACGCUGCUCCAGGUAAUUUUCCUUUAAAAUACAAAUCUGGACUGUUGCUAUUUUUUUCUGAUACCUUUUAUGGCAUAAUGUUGUUCAGGCAUUUCUAGAUUUCCACAAGUAAUGUUGUUACUCAAAUUUUGAAUUUUGAAAACCACUAUUCUCUACAUGCUGCAUGUAAAAGUGAGAGACUUUUAAUUCCAGUCUUAAUGUAUUCAAGUUUCAACUAGUCAAUCCCUUGCCCAAUGACAGAAUUCCUUGUACCUAAAACAUCCCUGACAGGUUGCCAAUCAAAUCCUCUCCCAAAAACCUCAAAAUUUCCAAAACUUCUAGGCAGCUUGUUUACUGAGCUACCGUAAUACAUGUAUGGAAAGCUUUCAAACUAUCCUUUAUCUCCCUGUAGCUUUUUAAAAAUUUGAAGGCUGGAUCACCACUCCUCAGCUCUAGUUGUCUUCCGUUUAGGAUAGUUGUCUUCAGUUUAGGAUUAAAAAAACCCCAGGAUUACCCUUUGUGUCCUCACUACAGCUGGCUUCUGAAUCUCUUCAAGUUUUGUAAAAUGUGUGGAGUUGAAAAGUAGGUACUUCAAAGCAAACCAGUCUAGUAAAAUCUUAGGUUCCCUGCAAAGGUGUUCAGAAGCUUUUACUUCCUUUUUGAUUAACCACAGCUUGCAGUGUCAAUUGAACCCAGACAAACUUGGUAACUUAAUGCUUGUAAUGUUCACUCCCUUAUUCUAGUCAUUCAUUUAAAAAAAAACCACUGGAUGCUUCCUUACAGCAGUGGCCUCUGUAGUAAUAAACAGAUUUAGCUAUUGUGUAAAAACUUGGAGUAGUUUCUAAUGGCUUUUUAUCUAGCUAUCUGCUAAACUUGCUCUUGUAUCAGAAAACAGGUAGUCUGGUGGAUUAUAGAGCAGUGAUAACUUUGUAGUACAGGCGAAAACCAUUUUUGGCGCGUCUAGUUGACAUGUGAUCACUGAUGUGUAGGUUCUUUUGGACCCGGGGGGGGGGCACUUAAAUAAGCUCUGCUGAUACACACAUGGGGGCCAGAAAUAGAACCACCAUGUGAAAUGGUUGCUGUCUGUGUUCAUUUUUCUUCUAGGUCAGGGAUGGCCAACUCCCAAGAGACUGCAGUCUACUCACAGACUUAAAAACUGGCAGUGAUCUACCCCCUUUUUAGGGUUUCAGGACAAAGUUGUUGAGCUUUUUUAGGGAGGAAAGCCCCUUUUUAAGGAUUCAGGGCAAUGUUGACCUUUUUUGGGGGGAGCCUGUGAUCUAUCACAGGUGUCCAGCGAUCUACCUGUUGGACGUGCCUGUUCUAGGUGGUUGCACUGCAUAUUUGUAACAGUCAGUUUCCCAUAAAAAAACCUGCUAAUCUCUAGCUCAUAGAAUCAAUCCAGGCUGCUUAUUUCCUCCCUGACUGUCUCAUAGACUCUCAGUCCUAUGCUCCAGCUAAGAUAGUUAUUGCUACACCUAUUACAUGAGCAUAAGGAGCUGGGAUCCUGGGUCAAAAGCACAAUUGCAGUGGAGAAAAGAAGCAGCAUUGCAACAGUGCCAGUGGCUCCCACAGAGUGCCUAAUAACUGCCAUUCACCAAUCCCAGUGAUUGCCUCCUCAGUUUUUUAGUAUUUAAUUAUGUAGAAUACUUACCCUACUUUAUAGCUCCAAGAAACUCUCAAAACAGCUUACAAAAAAUCACAUUCAAAUAAUGUUUGGUGUAAAGAACAGAAAUUAAAUGAUGUCUCUAUGGUGCCAGGAUCAUGCCAGUAGCAUUUUAUGGCCUCUGCCUUGCUACCCUUUGCUGUUUCCUUCUGUGCGCCUGGCAAAAAGCCUACUGUUUGGACUGAGCAGACCCCUGAAGUUGACUGAUUCCAGAUGCAGGGUGUUUCCCUCUUAAUUACUGAGCUAUGGAAUUAGUUUUGCUGGAGAUUAUUUUCCAGGCUGUGUGCUUAUGCCAUGUAUGGGAGGAGUAUGUAAGAUAAGCCAGUGAUUUCAGAUUAAAUGAUUUGAUUAUGUCUCUGCCAAACAGUACAGUACAGUAUUGUCUAUGCAUGAGUUGUCUCAAUCAUAGCUUGAGCAAAUUCCAGCUACUUAGCCCCUUUUCUUUGCCUCGGAGGGCCUCAGUAGGCUCUGCUGCCUACUAAGGCAGAGGUCAAAGGGUAGAAAUGAAAUCUUUUGCUUUCAGGACAGCACACUGAUAUCCUUUAGACAGAGCUGCAUAUGGCUCCAUUUGUAGUUGAUUUGUUCCGGUGCUUAUCUUCUGGCUCUUUUUUUGCCUGGAAUAAUAUGUCUUAGUUCUCACUGAAGUGGUAAGCUUCUUCCAGGCUGUGCCAUGGUGGAAUAUUUCUCAGUCCAACAAAUAGGAAACUAACAUGUCAAAAAGGGAAGGGUUUAGCAGGCAGGCAUGUCCAAAGUCCAUUUCGGGGGGCCUAAUCUGGCCCGCCAAUCGGUUUAAUCUGGCCCCUGUGGCAGUUUAUUUCCUGGGGUAAAAGCCUAAAAAACCCUCAACAACUUCAAUCCUAAAAGAAGCUCAACAACUUUGGGUAAAAUCAUAAAAAAGCUCAACAACAACAAUCCUUUAGAAAGGCCAACAACUUUGGUUGGCCCCCACGGCCCUUCACUGUAUCAAAUAAGGCCCUCUUUGAAAAAAGUUUGGACACCUCUUUUCUCUGACUUAAUAUUUUUUAUGUCUAGACAUCCUUUUAUUCACAAGGAGUACUCAAAAAGAAACAAAAAAGUGCUCUGUUGCCAAUUAUGUGCCCCAUUCUCUCUAAAACAGGGCAAAGAAAUGUAGUUAUAUAUAUUUGGGGUCUCUGUUCCCUUGCCGGGGCUUAUAUACUCCUGGUAUUGUGUCCUGAUUUGGUUACAGAGUAAGUUGGCAUCUCAUUCUCUUUCGUGGCAGAUGUGGUGGGGCAGCUGUCAUGGGCUCUACACUGACUCCUUUGAGGGAAUUGACCACUUUGCUGCUGCCAAGACAUGUAGGAGAUCCAAAUAAACUGGGCACGUGUAUGGUUACCUCCCAACACUGUCCACUCUCUUAUACUUUCAUAGCUAAAUCUAGUGUCGUAGAUGCACUAAACAGCUUACAAUGAUAUAAUGUCAGGUUAUGCUGACUAAAGGGGAUUGAGGGCAAUCUUAUGCUCCAACUAAGCAUAAUUCAGGGGUAGAGUUUCCAAAAAAAAUAUUCUAAGGCCUCUGUGUAUGGUUGUUCCUCCUUCAGAAAUUCUGUUACAUGCUUUCACUGCUGAUGUUUUCAUCAUAAUUCAUAAGAUCUCCAAAAAGGGAUAGCUUAGUUGCUCUUCUUUGUACCUGUUCCACUUCUAAGUCCUCUGAAUUGGUGGCAGGAAAGUCUGCACAGUAUUUGAAUUGACCUCAGUGCUUUUGUACAGCAUACCAAUUAUUUCUGCCACUUCUGGAAACACCUCACUGUAUUCCCCCAAAGUAAACUUGCCCUUUUUACAAAAAGGAGUCAUGAAUGAAACAGUAAUACUAAUAGCAAAAUUAUGCAUUUAGAAUUCUCUGUAGCUAAGGCAUUCAACUUUUUGCAAAACGACUAUUACUCUAUUUCAUGAGGUCGGUCUGUCAUUCCCAAAUUAAACUUUGCUGAGCGCUCUCUUUAUUUCUGCUAGUAUCAGUUGGGGUUUGUGCGCUUUCAGGAAAUGAAAGAAAAUACCCAUCAUUCUGGUUUUUGUUCUGAGUAUUGCAGGUUUUUGUAAUGCCGUGAGUGGUUCUCCCAAUGCUUUUGGUUUCUUUGCUUUAAAUGAUAAGGGCAGGUUUGGAGAUUAGUGCUGGGUGUAGCCAGGAAGGGAAGUAUCACUUCUGUGAGCAGCAAACAGAGACUGUUCUGAAUGUUUGCAGUACAGUGGUGCCCCGCAAGAUGAAUGCCUCGCAAGAUGAAAAACCCGCUAGACGAAAGGGUUUUCCGUUUGUCGAUGCGCUUCGCAGGACGAAUUUCCCUAUGGACUUGCUUCGCAAGACGAAAAUGUCUUGCGAGUCUUGAGAUUUUUUUUGCUCCCCCCCCUUUUUCUAAGCCGCUAAUAGCCUUUUAGCCGCUAAGCCUUUAAUAGCCGCUAAGCCACUAAUAGGGUUGCUUCGCAAGACGAAAAAACCGCUAGACGAAGAGACUCGCGGAACGGAUUAAUUUCGUCUUGCGAGGCACCACUGUAUUAGUAUUUGAAUUACUAACAUUGGUAAUAGCAUCUUCUUAGGGCCUCUUAAAUAAAGGUGGUUGGAUAUAUAGGUAGUCCAUUCCAACCAUGCCCAGGAUCAAUUGUAGAUAAAUAUGCAGCAAAUGUGGCACAUUUUUAGUGUCUAGUCCACAUACAACUUCCGUUGCCUGUGGCAGAAGGCUAUUGCUGCUUUAGUUUUCUGUACAGACAAAGAGAGUUUCACUUUUUAAAAUUUAUCCUUUGUUUCCCCACCAUUAUGCCAUCCUCUGAAAUACUGAAUUACUAUUGCCAGCUCUCUCUGACUUAGGCUAGAUAUGCCUGUUUUGAAAAGGGGUGUUUAAACGCCUUACUAACCUUGCUGCAGGUUAUCCAAACACAUUCGCAUAUCAGUGGGCAUCUUUCUUUAGCUAAUGGGCAGAAGCAUUAGCACUUCUUGUGGUUUGGAUGCUAUCUUCCUCUUGAUGAAUUACAGUAUAGUGUUCCACGUCUUUGCAGUAGCGUGGUUGUCAUUCAAAUCAUCUUCAGCAGUACUGUUGCCGGCCAAUUUACCUUUAUGUACUUCAGUGUUACAGGCCACAUUUGUCUUAAAUUUUGUAAACUAAAUGCAAUGCUUAACAUUAUCCAUGUUGCUUAAAAACAUUGCUGUUGUGAAGGCAAGAACCAGCUACUAGGAGAUCUUCUACUAGUCAGAAUUUGUGGGAGAGUGGGAUUUUUAGCAUUCUACAGUUUGGCUAGCAUUGUUGUUACUCUGACAUCUGCUCAUCAGUCAGUUGGAUAGCUAGCAUAGCUCUUUCUGGCCAAGAUUUGAACCUGAAAACUGUGAUAUGCUAGAAUUCUUAAUUGAAUCUAGAGUGUAUGGAAAGACAAAACCCCAUCAAAUUAGCCUUUAAUUUGUUUGUAUAACAGUGCAAUCCUGGGAGUAAACCACACUGAAUUCAGUGGAAUUUACUUCUGAGUAUUCAUAGCCAGGACUGAGUAGACAUGGUUAGGAUUGAGUAUAAGGUUUUAUAGAACAGGGUCUACUGGAUACCUGGAUUCAGUACACAUGGGCAUAUACUUCCUUAUUUCUAAUUAUUCUUUAUGGAUUUUAUUAACAGCUUCAAAAAUGCUACCUUCUGAAACUGUGUACAAUUCUUGUCCUAUAUACUAAGGCAUCUAGUCUAUGUUUGUUUUAACAUACUCCAAAGUGCAAUUGCUAACUUUGUGUUUACUUCUUUGGUUUUAAAGGGAUAGUGGAGCAGUCGCAACAGGCAUAUCAGGAAGCUUUCGAAAUCAGCAAAAAAGAGAUGCAGCCAACACAUCCUAUCAGAUUAGGUCUGGCUCUAAACUUCUCCGUGUUCUAUUAUGAGAUCCUGAAUUCUCCGGAGAAAGCCUGUUCCCUUGCAAAGACUGUGAGUUAAUAGUCUAAUUACUGCACUAAAUAAAAUAUUUUUGCCAGUGUUGCAUGUACAAAUGUACUUUUUUCCUUUCUUACAUAGGCUUUUGAUGAAGCCAUUGCUGAACUUGAUACGUUAAGCGAAGAAUCAUACAAAGACAGCACACUAAUAAUGCAGUUACUGAGAGACAAUUUGACAGUAAGUACUUGUACAGCUUUUAUUAAGCCAAGUUAUGUACAAACAAGCAGAAAACAAUCUUGUGAGUCUCCUAAAUCACCAGGUAGCCAAGGGUUAAAUAAAAAAAAAUCUAAUUAUGGAAUGAAAUGCAUAAUACGAAUGCUUUGCUCUUGGAAAGAGUGCCUUUUUAAAGAUGAGGAAUAGCUUUCUUGGAGAUUAUCCUGAUGAGUGCUUUCUUAUUCACACUACUGAUGCUUUAAUCGGUAACACAUGACUGCAUUUUUCUUAAACAGUUGUGGACAUCGGAUACCCAAGGAGAUGAAGCUGAAGCAGGAGAAGGAGGGGAGAAUUAACCAGCCUUCCAAUUUUUGUCUGCCUCAUUCUAAAAUUUACACAGUAGACCAUUUGUCAUCCAUGCUGUCCCACAAAUAGUUUUUGUUUACGAUUUAUGACAGGUUUAUGUUACUUCUAUUUGGAUUUCUAUAUUUCCCAUGUGGUUUUAUGUUUAAUAUUAGGGGAAUAGAGCCAGUUAACAUUUGGGGAAUUUUUGUUCAUCCAAGGUGGCCAAUAUAGGGAUGUGGAAUUUUUAUAAAAGUUUUACAUGUUUGGCAUAGUACUCUUGGUACUUUGUGGCUUCCCACAAAAGCCAAUGUUAAACAGCUUCCUAUGUUGAGCAAAGAAAAAACUGCUUGCAUAUUGGUCUGUCACAGUGGUAAAAAAGGGAUGAUUGGUUGCAACCACGCAGGUGUAGAGAAUGUGGGUACUUCAAAGGUGGAACACAUAGCCGAGGAAAAUUAAUGUCCCAUGGAUAUUACAUGUCAAUCAUGUGAAUCUGUGGAAUCUACAGUCCAAGUAUACAUCUCUGAUUGCAUCUGAAAAGUGUUCCUUAAGGUGGUUUGCUAACCCAAUGAACUUUCUCUAGGGAAGGGCAGAAACGGUUCACAUUCCAUUACUUGUAAAGUUACCUGCUGUUGCUUUCAUUAUUUUUGCUACACAAUUUAUUUGUAUUUAAAUGGUUUAGGCAACCUAAGAACAAAUGUACAAGUAAAGAUGCAGUAAAAAUGAAAUGCUUGAUAUCCAUAAUUACACUGUAUAUCGAGCACAGCAGUAAAACAAAAACCCAUGUAUUUAACUUUUUUAGGGUUUUGCUUUUGUGAUUUUUUUUUUGAUACUUUGCCUAACAUGCAUGUGCUGUAAAAAUAGUUAACAGGGAAAUAACUUGAGAUGAUGGCUAGCUUUGUUUAAUGUCUCCUGAAAAUUUUCAUGAACAAUCUAAGCAUAACUGUUAAGAACAUGUGUAUUAAGUUGAUGUAAGUGGAAUAAAAGUUUUAUGAAUGGACUUUUCAACUACCUUCUCUGUAGCUUUCCUGUACAUCUGGACUCCUUUUCAAAAUAUUUUGCUGUAUUAGAAUCAAUAGUGUAAGAUUAUUUCUGAAGUUGUCUGUAUCCAGUGUCUCCCCCCUCC
This is a messenger RNA of Podarcis lilfordi (Lilford's wall lizard), 23635 nucleotides long. Lineage: Eukaryota; Metazoa; Chordata; Lepidosauria; Squamata; Lacertidae. The record is from the annotation of a GenBank genome assembly.